Messenger RNA from Cuculus canorus (common cuckoo), 2527 nucleotides. RefSeq names its product pantetheine hydrolase VNN2. Lineage: Eukaryota; Metazoa; Chordata; Aves; Cuculiformes; Cuculidae. Gene Ontology annotation, molecular function: hydrolase activity, acting on carbon-nitrogen (but not peptide) bonds, in linear amides. The transcript is spliced from 8 exons. The record is from RefSeq and is a predicted model, not a curated record. The coding region runs from base 738 to 2237 and encodes 499 amino acids.
GGAAAGUGAAGCUUUACCUUUAAGAUUUUUGAUGGACUGAUCUGUAGAAGUCAAAAAGCAGGCUGCAAUAGACAAAAUUUAAAAAUUGUGGCUUCCGUUCAUGAUGCUUUCCAAUAGAGAGACCUUUGGGGACCUGAUACUCAGUCACUGAGCAGUGUGCUGAUGCAUUUGCUCAGAUAAAUAGCCUGCCUGGCAGCCCCCUGUGAUGUAGAACAGCCCAGAAAGGCCACACAAAUCUGGGCCAGUGCUAUGCUGAGCUGGUGUGGCACAGGAAGUGCCCGUGUGGCAGCAUUGAGCUCAGGGCUGGGCACCUGCCUCCUGCAGCCCUGCCUGCACUCUGCACCCUUGAGUUUGAACAUGAAGGUGUCUCUGCUAGUCAUUGCUCAGAUUUCCCGAACACUGGCUUGUUUUCCAGCUGUGACCUGGGCUUGCCUUGAACUGCAUUACUACAGCAAUGCCAUGCCUGAGUCAUUAGUAUAUCUGGCAAGCAACAAGUUUCUUUGGCUGCAGCACAGUGGUGACUUCUCUGCCAGUGGUGUAAGGUAGAAUUGCUCAGUGCUGGUGGCUCUUUUGCCUUUGAUGUUGUAAGACUUUCUGGGCAAGGUGAUUGCGUCUCCUGGUAUCGGGCUUUCUGCCACUCUGGGGAAUUCCCAGGUUUGUGCAAGAUUUCCUCAAUCAAAGCGCCUUGUCCUAGAGUGCCCCCAAUCAUCCUCUUGGGUGACUUCCAGAUACCAGACAUGGGGCUUUCUAAAGCUUGUGCCUCUGCUGUGCUUUUGGAGCUGCCUGCUCUGGAGACCUGUGCCCUGGACAGCUAUGGUGCAGCUGUCUAUGAGCACAAUCACUCGGUCAUCCUGCCAAAUGCCACGGACAAGCCUGUUUCUCCUGACGAUGCUUUGGUCCUGAUGAACAAAAACAUGGAUGUCUUGGAAAGAGCCAUCAAGGAAGCUGCCCAGCAGGGCGCUCACAUCAUUGUGACUCCUGAAGAUGGCAUUUAUGGCUGGCGUUUCACAAGAGAAGCCAUCUACCCGUACCUGGAGGAUAUCCCCGAUCCAGCAGUGAACUGGAUUCCCUGCACCGACCCCACAAGAUUUGCUCCAGCACCAGUGCAAGAACGACUCAGCUGCAUGGCCAGGAAUAACUCCAUCUAUGUGGUUGCAAACAUCGGGGACAAGAAGCUCUGUAACUCUAGUGAUCCCGACUGCCCCAGUGACGGUCGCUAUCAGUACAACACUGAUGUAGUCUUUGACUCAGAGGGGAAACUGGUGGCUCGUUACCACAAGUACAACCUAUUUAGAGGAGAAACUCAGUUUAAUUAUCCUAAAGAGCCAGAAGCUGUCACCUUUGAGACCCCCUUUGGGAAGUUAGGCAUUAUCACUUGCUUUGACAUCCUUUUCCAUGAACCUGCCGUGGUCUUGGUGAGUGAGUUGCAGGUGGACACUGUGCUCUUCCCAACAGCUUGGAUGAAUGUCCUGCCGUUCCUGACUGCAGUUGAAUUUCACUCUGCCUGGGCAAUGGGCAUGGGUGUCAAUUUGCUUUCAGCAAAUACUCAUAACAUCAAUGCGACAAUGACAGGUAGCGGGCUGUUCACACCAGAGGGACCCGCCGCCUACCAUUAUGACAGCAAGACAGAGGAAGGACGUCUUCUGGUAGCAGAGCUGAGCUCACGUCCUCGUCUUUCCCCCACUUACCCACUCAGUGUCAACUGGAGUUUGUAUGCCACAAGCAUCAAGAAAUUCCCAGGAGAAAAAGACACUUUCACAGGAGCUGUCCGGCGAGAUAUAUUCACAUUCAUUGAACUUGGGUACAAAGCUGGAAAUCACACAGUUUGCCAAGGAGAACUCUGCUGUCAUCUGGUCUAUCGGAUGUCAGCCAAGAGCAAAGAUGAGGUUUAUGUCCUGGGUGCAUUUGAUGGGCUUCACGGUUCUGUCAUAAAAUACCAUUGGCAGAUAUGCACACUGCUCAAGUGCAAGAGCACAGACUUGAACACAUGCGGACAGCCGGUGGAGGUGGCUCAGACCGAGUUUGAGAUGUUCUCCCUCAGCGGCACGUUUGGCACUAACUAUGUCUUCCCAGAAGUCUUGUACAGCGGGGUGCAGCUGGCCCCCGGGGAGUUUGAGGUGCUGCGUGAUGGACGUUUGAAAAGUAAGCACAGCACAUCGAAACCACUCUUAACAGCAACACUUUUUGGAAGGCUUUAUGAAAAGGACCUGCCACAUCCCCUGCGAAAUUCCCUGUAGUGUAACUCUUAGCUGUUACACAGUAAUCACAGAGAAGAGAAUUUCAUACAAUGAUCCGAAUCCUCUUAAGCCAUGCCAAUUUUCCUGUAUCAUUCCUGUUCUGUAGUUUUGCACUUCUCAGCAGCUGCAACAGUUGAGAUUAUUUAGAAGCAAGCAAUGUGCUCACUCUGUUAUAUACCUGUAUUAAUGAUAUAUUUUUAACAGUGCUUGAGGCAGUGCAAUUAUCUUUUAUUAUGAAUUCUCUGUCAUGUGAUAACCUUAAUUAAAAGUUAAUUUUUUCCCAAAGAUAC